AUGGAGGUGGAGUGCACCAAUAUGGACACCACUGCCUUCUAUGAGAAGGAAGACGACAAGAACACAGCAUUCACCUGGGAGGUGAGGGCCAAUAACCAUGCCUUCCACGCCACAUCCACCGAGAAGCGCUUCCUGUGCUGGAGGAAGAAGAAGUACAAUACCAAUAAGAUCUGCACAGCCAAGUACAACGUCUUCACCUUCCUGCCGCUGAACCUGUAUGAGCAGUUCCAUCGAGCAUCCAACAUCUACUUCCUCAUUAUCAUCAUCCUGCAGAGCAUUCCUGAGAUCUCCACUCUGCCCUGGUUCACCCUCUUUGCCCCACUGGUCUGUCUCCUCUUCAUCCGGGCCAUUCGAGAUCUAGUGGAUGACAUCGGACGGCACAGAAGCGACCGUGCCAUCAACAACAGGCCUUGCCAGAUCUUGAGAAGGAAGAGGUUCAAGUGGAAGAAGUGGGAGGACAUCUGCGUGGGGGAUGUGGUGUGCCUCAAGAAGGACAGCAUCGUCCCAGCCGACCUGCUCUUGCUGGUAAGCACGGAGCCCAGCAGCUUGUGUUACGUGGAAACAGCUGACAUCGAUGGGGAGACGAAUUUGAAGUUCAAACAGGCUCUGACAGUCACCCACCAGGAACUGACCAGCUCCAAAAAUAUGGAGUCCUUCCAGGGCACUGUGCUGUGUGAGGAGCCCAACAGCCGGAUGCAUCACUUUGUGGGAAGCCUGGAAUGGAACAAGAAGACAUAUUCGCUGGACAUCGGCAACAUGCUCCUGCGGGGCUAUAAGAUCCGCAAUGUGGAAGCCUGCUAUGGCCUGGUCAUUUAUGCCGGUGUUGACACAAAGAUCAUGAAGAACUGUGGUAAAAUCCAUUUGAAAAGGACCAAGGUCGACCUCUUCAUGAACAAGCUGGUGGCCAUGAUCUUCCUGUCCCUGGUGAUUAUCUCCUUGCUUUUGACCCUGGGCUUCAGUUUCAACAUCAAAGAUUUCAAAUGGAAGCACUACUAUGUGUCUGCCAACCACCUGAAGUCUGAGAUAGCGGAGUGCUUCUUAAUCUUCUGGAGUUUCCUCAUCCUGCUCAGUACCAUGGUCCCCAUGGCUUUAUUUAUCAUGGCCGAGUUCGUCUACCUGGGGAACAGCCUUUUCAUCGACUGGGACAUGCAGAUGUACUACGAGCCGAGGGACGCAACCGCCAAGGCACGCAACACCAGCCUCGCGGACCAACUGGGCCAGGUGCAGUACAUCUUCUCAGACAAGACCGGCACGCUCACGCAGAACAUCAUGACCUUCAAAAAGUGUUGCAUCAACGGCCAGGUCUACGGCCCAGAUGAUGAGGAGACACCCAGACAGGAGAAUCCCUAUCUGUGGAAUGAAUUUGCGGACGGCAAGUUCCUUUUCUAUGACAAGAAGCUCUUACACGUGGUCCGGCACAAGAAGGACAGGGUGGUGCAGGAGUUCUGGCGCCUGCUGGCCAUCUGCCACACUGUAAUGGUCCAGGAAGAAAACGAUCAGCCAUUGUACCAGGCAGCCUCUCCCGAUGAGGAGGCGCUGGUCACCGCGGCCCGGAACUUCGGCUAUGUGUUCAGAUCCCGCACCCAGGACUCCAUCACGGUGAUGGAGAUGGGGGAGGAGCGCAUCUACCAGGUCCUUGCCAUGAUGGACUUCAAUAGCGUUCGCAAGCGGAUGUCUGUGCUGGUCCGAAACCCAGAAGGUUCCAUCUGCCUUUACACCAAGGGCGCUGACACUGUCAUCUUGGAGCGCUUGCACAAGAAGGGUGAAAUGGAGAUGACCACAGAGGAAGUCUUGGCUGCCUUCGCAGAGCAGACCCUACGGACCCUGUGCCUAGCGUACAAGGAGAUUGAUGAAGACGACUACGAGGAAUGGGAAAGCCAGCACCAUGAGGCCACCCUCCUGCUACAGAACCGGGCCCAGGCCCUGCACCAGGUGUACGACAAAAUGGAGCAGAACCUCCAGCUGCUGGGAGUCACAGCCAUUGAGGACAAACUCCAGGACCAUGUUUCGGAAGCCAUCAGCAGUUUGAAGAGAGCGAACAUCAAAGUGUGGGUGCUCACAGGGGACAAGCGAGAGACUGCGUUAAACAUUGGGUUUGCCUGCCAGCUGCUGGAGGAGAACAUGCUCAUUCUGGAAGACAAGGAGAUAAAACGCAUUUUGGAGAUCUACUGGGAGAAUGUCAGCAAGCUGCAGACCUCCAAAGGCAACCUGAAGAUUCUGCCGCAGAUCAACAUGGCCAUGGUUAUUUCUGGGGACUUUCUGGACCAGCUGAUGUUCUCUUUGCACCAGAAGCCUCAGGCCCUGACUGAUGUGGAGGAAGUGAACGAAGUUUGGCAGGAACCACGCCAGAUGAGGAAGAACUUCCCACGGGCCAGGCGGAUAUCUCACUUAUUUCAGAAUCUAGGGACCUCGCAGGACCCACUGUCUACCAAAGUCUUGAAUACCAAUGAGAACUUCGAGAUGUGGCGGGAGCGGGCCUUCGUGGAGCUGGCCUCUAGGUGCCAAGCAGUCAUCUGCUGUCGGAUGACACCCAAGCAGAAGGCCCUGGUGGUGGGGCUGGUCAAGAAAUACCAACAAGUGGUGACUCUGGCCAUUGGGGAUGGAGCCAAUGAUGUCAACAUGAUCAAGACUGCAGACAUCGGCGUGGGGCUGAUGGGUCAGGAGGGGAUGCAGGCGGUGCAGAACAGUGACUACAUGCUGGCCCAGUUCUGUUUCCUGCAGCGAUUGCUGCUGGUUCAUGGUCGCUGGUCCUACAUGCGGGUCUCCAAGUUCUUGAGCUUCUUCUUCUACAAGACAGUGGCCUGCAUGAUGGCCCAGAUCUGGUUCUCCUUCUACAACGGCUUCACAGCUCAGCCCCUGUAUGAAGGUUGGUUCCUGUCCUUCACCAAUAUGUUCUACACCACCCUCCCGGUCCUCUAUAUGGGGCUGUUUGAGCAGGAUGUGAGUGCAGAACAGAGCCUGAGUAUGCCCCAGCUGUACAUGAUGGGCCAGAAAGAUGCACUCUUCAACUAUGGGGUCUUUUUUCAAGCCAUUUCCCAUGGCCUCGUCACAUCCAUGAUCAACUUCAUCAUAACGCUCCUGGCCAGCCAAGACAGUCCCAGUGACUACCAAUCCUUUGCAGUGCUUGUGGCCUUGUCAGGUUUGCUGUCCAUCACCAUAGAGGCCAUCCUGAUCAUCAAGUACUGGACUAUUAUCUGUGUGGCAUGUAUUCUGCUCAGCCUCGGCUCCUAUGCAGUCCUCACCAGUCUUACCCAGAGCUUCUGGCUCUACAAGAUUGCUCCAAAGACAUUCCCAUUUCUCUAUGCUGACUACAAUGCUCUGACCCAGCUCCAUGGCCUGUUGGUGAUACUGCUGAAUGUGACUUUGAACACAUUGUUUGUCCUGGCCUUCCGGGUUAUCCAGCUACUCAGACAGCUGCGCCCUAAGGAAGAAGAGGUCCCAAAGGAGGAAGUCCUGGGCGUGGAGGCCGUGCCUUAUUUACCCCGGGAGUCCCGGGCCCGGCGCUCCAGCUAUGCCUUUUCCCACCACGAGGGCUACGCCGAUCUCAUCACGCACGGCACGAUCCUGCGCAGGCCUCACGAGGCCCCCAGCGAGCCGCUGUACGCCUCCCCGAUCCCGUCCGAGGGGGAAGAGGAGGAGCCGUCCACCGGCCGCAAGAGGUCGCUCUGGCUCCCCAGGAAGACCUCCUCCUGGCUGCGGAGGAGUCGCCACCACACGGCCAAGGACCUGGCCGAGGACCGGGCUGCCUUCUCCGCCCAGAGCUCCUCCGUGACCGCGAGCACUCCGUCCGUGCUGUACUCGGAAAGCCAGGCAUCGAGACCCAGCAGGUCGCCCACCACCAUAAGCAUGCCCUCCAGGUCCUCCCAGAAGAUGUCCUCGCCGCCAGGAAGCCAGCCGUCGCUGGCGGAGGACUGGCGCUUGGUCAGCCCGUCAGAGCCGCCCUUCCAAACGUGGGAGAGCCAGCCAGACUCCUUGGAAGGGAGGUCACAGUCCUGGACACCAUUCUGGAAGAACUGGCAAAAGGAAACCCACCCCCUCGGGGAGGACGCCGAGUCCCUUCCCAGGCUGACCCACACAGCCCCACCGAAGACGCUCCCACCAAGUGUGGAUGAGGAGCCCCUGCACCGGAAGAACAUCAGGGUGCAGUUACACGUCCUUCCCGAUAGGCGACGCUGGUUGCACAAAAUGGACGCCAAGAUCGCACUUUCCUCGGAGCCGGGGUCCUCGCCUUGCACGGAGGGCAACAAAGAAAAGGAACGACCUAAGUCUGCCCUGGAACUCGAGAGAAAGCCGAGAUUAAGUAAGGGAGGUGGACGCUCGGCCGACGAGGAAACCAAGGUCGAAAGGCAGGCGUGCGCUCGCUCGCUGGGGCGCACAGCGCUAACGCAGGACUACCCGGAUUCCUGCGACCUCCGGGCCCAGAGCAUCGCCCAGGAGCGGAGAGGAGAGGGAGGCCCGGCCUAG
Dipodomys spectabilis (banner-tailed kangaroo rat) is the source of this 4464-nucleotide messenger RNA. Its product is annotated as phospholipid-transporting ATPase IK-like. Gene Ontology annotation, molecular function: ATP hydrolysis activity; ATP binding; magnesium ion binding. Gene Ontology annotation, biological process: Golgi organization; phospholipid translocation. Bases 1 to 4464 code for a protein of 1487 amino acids. The record is from RefSeq and is a predicted model, not a curated record. Gene Ontology annotation, cellular component: plasma membrane. NCBI's taxonomy places the organism in Eukaryota, Metazoa, Chordata, Mammalia, Rodentia, Heteromyidae. The transcript is spliced from 30 exons.